Messenger RNA from Haliotis rufescens (red abalone), 2745 nucleotides. RefSeq lists its product as uncharacterized. Gene Ontology annotation, biological process: regulation of cell cycle phase transition; positive regulation of nuclear cell cycle DNA replication. Gene Ontology annotation, molecular function: zinc ion binding; nucleic acid binding; protein serine/threonine kinase activator activity. Lineage: Eukaryota; Metazoa; Mollusca; Gastropoda; Lepetellida; Haliotidae. Gene Ontology annotation, cellular component: Dbf4-dependent protein kinase complex; nucleus. The record is from RefSeq and is a predicted model, not a curated record. The transcript has a single exon. The coding region runs from base 220 to 2319 and encodes 699 amino acids.
CGACAUAAACUCCUCGUGUCCAAGUCAGUUCAACAUGGACACGUAAUAAGGACGUAACACACGGAAAUUGGAGAUGUUUUCUUGAAAUAUUGUGCACAAGUCUUCACUUAAUAUAUAUGCGAAGACAAGAGUUUGUUUACAUCAGCGAAGAUCGUGUAUGGGAAAAAAAUAUCUUCACCUAGGUCACGUGACAAAAGCGAGGGCUAUUCGAACAAGGCGAUGUGUGAUAGCAUGGACGAUAGUCCCGAAGCCUGCGCGAGACGGAGGCUGGAAUUCCGCUCAAUGCCUUUCAAAAGUAAGUCAUUUUAUGUUGAUGUGAAAUCCAAACCUGUGCGACAACGUGUCGAGGGAUAUAUUCGUCAGUUGGGAGGCUCCGUAGAAACGUUUCUGUCAAACGACGUACAUGUUUGUGUAUCGGAUUCUCGCCCUCUGACAAAGAGACCGAGUCGAUUGCGGGGGGAAACCACCCUCGAUCGUGGCGAUAUAGCGAAACGUAAACAAGACAUUCCCCUGAGUCGAGGAAGAGCUUUGUUGUUGAAAGCUAGGAAAAACACAAGUGAAAGUUUGGCAUCCGAGGUGAACAAUGCAAGUAAUAUUCAAGACAAGGCGGCGGAGAUGGGGAUCACCACUGAGCAUGUUCACGGUUUCAUUAAACGCUGCAAGGAGCUUGGGGCAUCGAAUAAACAGGUAACCAAAAAGGAACCCCCGAAUGAAUUUCUUCCCAUAAAAUGGGAAGAUAAGUGUUUUAUUAAAGUGGAGGAUGAUUCGUGCCAGUAUAAACCGAUUCAUAAGAAACUAGAAAAUAUGCCCUUGCUGUAUGCCGACAACGGGGGCGGGUCGCCUUUUGACUGUCCAGUGGUUCUCGUCCGCCCCACGACAGGGAGUACAGUGAAAAAGGGGCCAAAACCGAGUCGUUUUUCUCACAACAAGGGGGGCUAUUGCGAGAUGUGUCAGUGCUGGUACAAGGACUCUCUUCGGACACACAGCAGGAGUGCUGGGCAUCAGAAGUUUGUCAGGAAUAAAGAAAAUUUCGCAGUGUUGGACAAAAUUGUGCGAAAAUUACCGAAUUUGUACAAGUUUUUAUUCAAGCACAUUCCUAUUCGUAAUGUUGACAAACCCCCUUGUUACAAGUCUGAUGUCACUCCGGCAACGUCCCCAGACAUUCAAAUGACACAUCCCACUAAAGAUGUUUACGACUUCGACGUCCCCGGCGACAAUGUCGCCAAUGUAGAGGAUGUCAAAAAUAUCGCUCCACCCACGGAGGGGUUGCCGAUGUUGCCGGCGUCGUCUGUCACUACAAACAUCACCAACAGUACUACUACACUUCCCUGUAUCGAUGCCAUUCUAUCUGGUGAAAUCCCCAUCCCAGCAGUACCAGACAAGGUGGAUAACUCCGUCACGCCUGUAUUGACGCUGAACGAUUGUGAUAUGUUCUCAUGUAUCCUCGGUGACAAUGUCGCUGAAGCCAAUAUGUUUUCUGAAGUAUCUGAAACGGAUUCUCAAACGAACGUGUUGAAAAAUCUAAUAGACAAUUUAUCUUUGCAAAACGAAAACGUCGUAUCUCAGAUUACACACGAAUCGCCAAUGGUUGUCAACACGCCCCGCGAGCAGACGUCACAGUCAGUAGGCCCAUGUCCAAAUUCAGCUCGCGCAGUUGAUACGGUCGAACCCCGGCCACUCACGUCUCUUACAUCAUGCACGGGUUCAGCACGUGAGUUAGAUGAUACGAUUGUGUCGCCACACGUUCAGUCAAUGACGUCAUGCACGAGUACCGAAAGUUCUUCCGAUGACUCGAGUGAAAAUUCAACAUCACAAACCAUGACGUCAUGUACAAGUACAUCACGUGCAUCUGACUCCACCAUUGAAACUACGCCUGCUCUGAAAAUAAACGAGACUCCGAUGUCUGUAGGUUCCCCCGUCCAGUUGCCAAAGGUGACGGCAUCAAUCCCCACCCCCGGACAACUAAAGCUGAAGCUGCUUCUCAGUGUGGAUGCUAAUCCAUCCAGUCAACAAAACACGAAUACAUCAAAUGUCAGAUGUGAGAAAGACAAAAAUAAGGUCACAUACUACAGCCAUAAGACUAGUGAUACCAAGUUAAAGUUGUGUAAGGUAGUUGUUACGCCCGUUGCCCAGAAAUCCAAUUUAAAGAUGUUCUGGAAAGUUCGCAAGACAGGCGACUGCCGUUUGUUGUUUAGCUCUGAAAAGAGAAAGCGUUCCGUGUCUGACGAGAACGCCUUGGGGGUCGGAAAUGAGGUGAUGAGCCCCCGUAGGGCCCAUGAUGUCACCCCUAAGCCGAAACGCCAGAGACUCGUCUUCUGAAACCUGAUCUCAGUGAUGGUGGUUCAGUGGUGCCACGUACCUAUAAGCUGUAAUGUGAUAAACAGUAUUAUGUCGUUGUGCAUCAGUGAUGACUUGUUAAGCUGACAACGACCGAUAGAUCUGACUUUUAUGUUCAUUUAGUGAUCUCAGAUAUCCAGUCAUAAUGUAGAUUUUAUUUCUAUUUAUUACUGUGUUUUACAGACAGAUAUCCAAAGCUACACUGUGUUAACUAGUGUCAAAGACGUGUUAAUCUGUCCAAGUAUUCUGAUGUUUUAGUCAUCUAGUCAUGUUGAAGAAUAUUCAACGUCUCAUGACAUAAUUUAUUUUACAAGUGGUAUUGCAAUGUUCUGGGGUAUGGUGAUUGUAACAUACGUCCUGUGUAUUUUACAACAACCCAUGCAGAAAUUAUUAAAAGAAAGGAAAUCA